Molecule: messenger RNA, 3935 nt
Organism: Siniperca chuatsi (mandarin fish)
Lineage: Eukaryota; Metazoa; Chordata; Actinopteri; Centrarchiformes; Sinipercidae
Gene: gprin1
Exons: 2
Coding region: 390-2588 (732 amino acids)
Biological process (GO): neuron projection development
Cellular component (GO): plasma membrane
Source: RefSeq, a predicted model, not a curated record
CAUAUACAGUUGCCAUUGUGUUGCUAUGAGAACCUGGAGUUAAUCACUAUGAUUUACUGAUGAUUACUGAGAGCUGAACAUAGAUUUUGUCAUUACAUUACCACACACUGCCAGAACCCGACCGUGGUUUCCAGGGAAACUGGAAAUGUGAAGCUUUUCAAUAGACACAGCCACAGCUGAAAGAGCGAGGAUUGCCUAAGAUAGAUUCUUCUAGAGACAAACCUGUAGCCGUUGCAAUCACUAUCACUCGACAGAGGAGAUACACGGACAAAUGUGGGUCUCGAUCAACGGUGAGAUUUGCGAUGUCUGACCCAAAUCUGAGAGAAAGUGAUGGAGAGACUUCAGUCUGACUUAGACUGCUGAGGUACUUCAUUUAAUGCAGAGACAAAAUGGGAAGUCUUAAGGACGAGAUGAGAGGUCUCAGAGAGGACCACAAGCCCUGCGAGAAGACAGAUGAUGGAGAGUGUCCAAGCGGCUCAGAUGGCAGCGCCAAGCCUGAGGGACCUCAGAUAAACACAAGUCAAGAGUCAACAACUCAUGGGGAUUAUCAGCCAACACUUCUCGUGAAUGCCAGCCAUGUCGAAGAGAGAGACAAGAAUCCAAUAUCCAAAGAUCAAGUGCUUUCAGGAGGGGUUUGUGACAACGCUGACCAAUCAGACUCUAUAGGAGUUAAAGACUCUGAACAGACUGACCCCAUUCCUCUCACACAACAGCCUGAAGCUGAUAAAACAACAACAGCUACACAUAACGACACCACAAUCUCUAAUAAGUUCCUGAGUGAUGGAGAUGGAGAUGGUGAAAUUCAGGGGGCAACGUCUGAGGAUAAAAACAUGGGUCAUGACAGAGAAAAAGAGGCAGAAAUUGAGAAUAUCCUGGCGCCUGUGCCAUCAACUCCAGCCCCCUCUGACCCACGUUCCCCAGCUCCUUUUGGCCAGCAUCACAUGCACACACAGGUGAGCCUGGAGGUGGUCCAGUGUCGCUCUGCAGCCACCAGCCCCAUGACGCCUCCCGACGGCGCCCAUUCCUUCGUCUUCCCCAGCUCUUUCGGGAGAUACGGAGCUGUGGGUGCUGACACCAAAGAUGCUGAGCUGCAGGUGGGUCAGCAGGUGGAGUUCUGCUCUGUUGCCACGUCCCCCAUGACCCCAAAGACGCCAUCGACCACGGCUUUCCCAGAGCUUAGUGGAAGAGAGAUGGUGAAAAAGAGCGUGGGGCAGAGAGAGAGUGGCCAACAAGAGAGUUUCCCUGCAGCAAAAAGUCCAGCAGAGGCUGAGUCAGAGAUAACUGGAGCUUUGAAAUUUACCACAUCAAAGGAGCUAAGUAAAGGCUUCAGCUCCAAUGCAUCUCCAGAGAGCUCUGCCAGCUGCCCUGUUGCUGGGUUAAGGGAUUCACAAGUAACUCUGGAGGACAGUAAUCAGCAGUGUAAGCAGCACAGGAUGGGAAGUAUGGAUCAAGACAUUACAAUCCUGGUGACCCACCAUGGCAAUGAUGGGGAAGAAGAGGAAGAGCAGGCCGAGACAUCUUUUUAUCCCAUAGAGCCAGAGAUGGUCAAAAUAGAUGAAUAUGAGGAACUCAGAGAAAACAACAGUGAUGUAAAGUGGGAGGAUGGAAAGGAAAAUAUCUCCACAGAAACUGUUGCUCCUGAUCAUGUACAGGACACUGCAAACACAAACCCCCCACAAAACAAAGCAGAAGAAUCCUCUGUUUCUGCUUGUGACGAAGCAAAAACAGACGGGGCAUGUGAAAAGUCAGAGGUCCAAGAAAACAAAGGUGCAUGUGAAGAGUUGAGAGACCUUCCUGUGACAAAGCCUCCUGUCCCUGAAUCUCCAGCUCCCUUCGGCUGCCACAGCAUCCGCACGCAGGUGAGCCUGGAGGUGGUGCAGUGUCAGUCUGCGGCUACUAGCCCCAUGACCCCUCCUGAGGGGGACCACGCCUUCUACUUCCCCAGCUCUUUCGGGAGAUGUGGAGCUGUGGGUGCAGAGACUAAAGACGCUGAGCUGCAGGUGGGUCAGCAGGUGGAGUUUCGCUCUGUCGCUACAGCACCUAUGACCCCAAGAACACCCACCACCACCAGUUUUCCUGAGAUCAAGAAGGAAGCCAGCAUAGAGGAGAAGAUAGUGGAGGAGGAAGAGGAUAAAAAGGAACAGGUGGUGGAGGAAAAAGAGGAAGUAGUUCAAGAGGAGGAGAAAGUAAUCGAAGAGAACAAAGUGGAAGCAGCUGAAGAGGAGGCAAUAAAUUGUAAGGAGAAAGUUGAGGAGCCGGUGCAAGAGGUGAGCUGGGAUGAAAAGGGGAUGACGUGGGAGGUGUAUGGGGCGGUGGUGGAAGUGACUGUGCUGGGCUCAGCCAUCCAGAAACACCUGGAGAAACAGGUGAAGAAGAAGCAGCCCUCCAUGCCUCCCCCUCCUCCGCUCAACCCCUCGGCCAUGCCCCUCUCUUCAGAGUCCACCCAAGGGGGUUCGGUUAAGGGCCGGACGGGGAAGAGGGGAGAGCGGGAUGGGGAGGUGAGCCGCCGCAGAAGAAACCCCUUCCGUCUGCUGAUGGAGAACAUGCAGCAGCCGCAUUGUUGCUCCAAAGCUCAUACCGCUGAGUGACACAAGAAUCAAAAAUAACAACAGCUGGUUGGAGAAAAAAAAAACUGUGCUGCAAAAUCACAUGACACCUGAUAUAUGUGGCUGUGAUACAGUGCAUUCACUGGUUUACUUCAACGUGACAUUGUCUUGAAAGUGUGAGAAGCAAAUCACCUCCUCGCAUUAGACAAAAAAGCACAAAAGCAUUUAAUAGACAACUUCUAUCAUGGAGUAUUGAUCACUGAGAAUCAGCUGUACAAGAUGGUGUUUUUUUUCUUGGAGUUCUGUGAUUCCAUAUUUCGAAGAAUGACGGUGAUAUAUCAGUAUCAUCAUUAGCUCUUUUUCUUCAAUGUUUUUCCCCAGACCAUUCAAUUGUCCACUGAGUCAUUUGAGCUGUUAAUGCUUUUUUUUAUGCACCUCAGACAAUAUGAAGCCAUGGCAACCCCUCUCCUGGUUGCUAACAAGCUUAACACAGCUUCAGCUGAGAAAGAUGAUAGUAGAGUGACAGUAUUUGAGUGUGAUUUAUGACCCCGUGGUCAGUCACUACAAACUGGAGGUCAUUUUGUUUCGAAUGUAUGGAAGUUAAAAUUGAUCUAAAUGUUGCCUUGAUCCGUGUGAGAGGAGUCCCUACCAUUAGACUUUUGUAUCAUAUAUUUUAGAUUUGGCAAAAUGUUUUGACUUGUUUGUAUUGUGAAAAGUAUAAAAAUGUACUGAUGAUGAGCACAACUGUGAUCAUUUGAGAAAAGCAAUGCCACCUGACAUGAGGGUAUUUUUAGUCAAUACUACUUACUGUAUUUUAAUGCUAUGAUUAGUGAUUCAGUUGUAAAUUAUGUGAUGAAACUUAUUUUAAAUGUGUUUUAAUUCAGCGGUUGUUACAGUGUCAGUGAUGUUGGUGUUCAUACGUUAACUUCAUAAAAGUGGGAUCAAAUCCACAUUUGGAGAAAUUGAUUUUAUUCACAGAUUACACUUGUGAUACAUUCAUUUAGAUGUCAGUAAACAGUGAAAUCAUUUUUUCAAUCUGCUGCUUGUAGGAAGUCACAAAGUCACACUGCAUGAGGUUUUAUUUCAGCAACAAGUAUCUCAAACCCAAAGCAAACACUGACAAAUUAAACAUGCAUAAGGUUAAACCUUUUAGCUGACGUGCAGUCAUAAUCAAGGAUUUCAUUCAUGCAUUCAUUCAUUCACAUUAUACAAUAUUUUCCUCUUUCCUCUUUUUGGAUUUUCUUUCUAGUAGCAUUAGCUGCAACAAAAAUUAGCAUUGUGUGUUGACAUAACUUAUAAUACAGUUUAUUUCAAAGCAAACCAAACAGUUUUUAAACCGUCGCUUAAUAUAUUAACAAAAAUAAAGUGAUUCAGAUGUGCAACAAGCAA